Paraglomus brasilianum is the source of this 736-nucleotide messenger RNA. The record is from the annotation of a GenBank genome assembly. NCBI's taxonomy places the organism in Eukaryota, Fungi, Glomeromycota, Glomeromycetes, Paraglomerales, Paraglomeraceae.
AUGACGUGGGAGCAGACCAAAGCUAAACCAGCUAUUCUUUUUCCUGACGAAGAAGAAUGCAAGAGCAUUCUUUUGAGUAAAACGUUGGAUGAACGCUUAAAGUAUUUCGAGGGUGGAGAUAGGAAGAUUGUUGCUGCGCUCAGAACGCUCCUCGACGUUCGUCCUUCGGCCACUGAUAUUUCAGCCGAUGCUAUCCUCCGGACUAGUAACACUAAGGAGGAGUACCCCGAUCGCUUUCGCCGUGCGUUCCCGAUGGUUGCUGUCCGAUCCUGGUCUCAGAAGAAAUCUCGGAAUGACAAUUACCCUGAAACGCUUAAUAUUAAUGAAGAAGCAGUUUUCGAUGGAAUACCUCGGACAGAGAUACCUUCAUUCACGAUUACGAAUAGUCACACAAAUGGAGCGCACUAUGUACAAGUUCCGUCUGGAAACUUAUUUCGGAGCACACCAUGUACAGGUUCCGUUUGGGAAACCUAUUUCGGAGCGCAUCAUGUCUGGAAACUUAUUUCGGAGCACACCAUGUACAGAUUCCGUUUGGAAACCUAUUUCGAAGCGCACCAUGCACAAGUUCCGUCUGGAAACCUAUUUCGGAGCGCAUCAUGUCUGGAAACUUAUUUCGGAACGCAUCAUGUACAAGCUCCGUCUGGAAACUUAUUUCGGAGCGCACCAUGUACAAGUUCCGUCUGGAAACCUAUUUCGGAGCGCAUCAUGUCUGGAAACUUAUUUCGGAGCACACCAU